AUGGAUGAAAACUACGACGUAAUUGUUCUUGGUUUAACUGAAUGUGUUCUCUCCGGAUUGCUCUCCGUUGACGGUAAGAAGGUCUUGCACAUUGACAAACAGUCGUUCUACGGAGGAGAGAGUGCUUCCCUGAAUUUAACCCAACUGUAUGAAAAAUUCAAGCCAAACAAGACGUUUGAUCCUUCUCUAGGAAAGGAUAGAGAUUGGUGUGUUGAUUUGAUUCCUAAGUUCCUUAUGGCCAACGGUGAGCUCACCAACAUCUUGGUCCACACCGAAGUCACCAGAUACAUAGAGUUCAAGCAGAUCUCUGGAUCUUACGUUUACCGUGAUGGAAGGAUCUCUAAGGUUCCAGCAACCCAAAUGGAAGCGGUUUCUUCUUCUCUUAUGGGGUUCUUUGAGAAGAGAAGAAUGAGAAACUUCUUGGAAUUCAUCGCCAACUACAAGGAGGACGAUGUUUCGACUCAACACGGAAUAGACCUGGACAAGAACACUAUGGCAGAGAUAUACUAUAAGUACGGGUUGGAGUCGGGAACCAAGGACUUCAUCGGUCAUGCCAUGGCGUUGUGGUCUACAGAUGACUACCUGGAACAACCUGCUAGGGAGACCUACGAAAGAAUUGUGUUGUAUGUUGGUUCUGUCGCCAGGUACGGUAAGUCUCCAUAUAUCUAUCCUCUUUAUGGACUGGGUGAGUUGCCUCAGGGUUUUGCCCGGUUGUCGGCUAUCUACGGUGGUACCUACAUGUUGGACACUCCAAUCGAUGAGGUGCUUUACGAAGAAGUUGAUGGAGUCAAGAAGUUUGCUGGUGUCAAGACGAAAGAGGGAACUGCAAAGGCACCUAUUGUGAUUGCGGACCCAACGUAUUUCCCAGAGAAGGUCAAACCUUUGGGUCAAAGGGUCAUCCGGGCAAUGUGUAUUCUUGAUCACCCAAUUCCAGGUACUCAUGAUCUGGACUCUCUUCAAAUCAUCAUUCCCCAGAAGCAGGUGGGUCGCAAGAAUGACAUUUACAUCGCUGUGAUUUCGAGUGCCCACAAUGUGUGUGCCAAGGGUUACUACCUGGCCAUCAUAUCCACUAUCGUCGAGACAGACAGACCCCACGUGGAGCUGGAGCCUGCUUUCAAAAUCAUCGGAAAGACCGUGGAUGUGUUGAUGGGUAUUGCAGAGUUGUAUGAGCCUCUUGAAGACGGUUCCAAGGAUGGAAUCUUUCUUUCCAAGUCCUACGACCCAUCGUCCCAUUUCGAGACAACUACUGAUGACGUUAAGGAUAUCUACAAGCGUGUCACUGGUCACGACCUCGUGUUGAAGAAGAGGGCUACCGCCGAAGAGGAGGCCGAAUUAGCUGGUUUAUAG
Molecule: messenger RNA, 1347 nt
Organism: Kuraishia capsulata CBS 1993
Lineage: Eukaryota; Fungi; Ascomycota; Pichiomycetes; Pichiales; Pichiaceae
Exons: 2
Coding region: 1-1347 (448 amino acids)
Biological process (GO): protein transport; small GTPase-mediated signal transduction; vesicle-mediated transport
Cellular component (GO): cytoplasm
Molecular function (GO): Rab GDP-dissociation inhibitor activity
Source: RefSeq, a predicted model, not a curated record